CAGAAAGUUUUUACUCUAUUAGAAAGGUCUUGGUUUGGUGCUCCAUUACAAUUCACUUGGCAAAAGACGUUGGGAAACUACCUAGCAGUGACAGGAGCUGACCAUACUGUAAAAAUCUUUGAUCGUCAUGGUCAAAAAAGGAGUGAAAUUAUUUUGCCUGGUAACUGUGUUGCUAUGGAUUGGGAUAAAGAGGGAGAUACCCUAGCAGUGAUUUCCGAGAAAUCUAGUUCCAUCUAUUUGUGGGAUGCCAGUACAAAUAAAAUUAGCCAAUUGGACAGUGGCAUGAGGGAUCAAAUGUCUUUUCUUCUCUGGUCAAAAUAUGGAGCAUUCUUAGCUGCUGGAACUGUGAAGGGAAAUUUGCUUAUAUAUAAUCGUCAGACUUCUAGAAAGAUCCCUGUCCUUGGUAAACACACUAAACGAAUCACGUGUGGCUGUUGGAGUUCAGAGAAUCUACUGGCCUUAGGAAGUGAAGAUAAAAUGAUAACAGUUAGUAAUCAGGAAGGGGACACUCUCAGACAGACUCCAGUCCGAUCAGAGCCUAGUGAUAUGCAGUUUUCAACAAUGAAGACUGACGACAGAAACUCUACUUCUGAAAGCACAAUAAGUGUGGUGGUUGGCAAGAAAACUUUAUUUCUUUUCAAUCUGAAUGAUCCAGAUAGCCCAAUUGAUCUGGAAUUUCAGCAGCGUUAUGGCAGCAUUGUUUGUUACAGUUGGUAUGGAGAUGGCUAUAUAAUGAUUGGUUUCUCACGUGGAAUUUUUGUUGUCAUUUCAACUCAUAUUCGAGAAAUUGGUCAAGAGAUCUUUCAGGCUCGGAACCAUAAGGAUAACUUAAGUAGUAUUGCAAUAUCACAGUCCCUUAACAAAGCUGCCACGUGUGGGGACAAUUGUAUUAAAAUCCAUGACCUCUCGGAACUAAAAGAAAUGUAUGCUAUAAUAAAUAUGGAUGAUGAAAAUAAAGGCUUGGGUAGUCUGUCUUGGACAGAUGAUGGCCAGUUGCUGGCAGUGUCUACUCAAAGAGGCUCACUCCAUGUUUUCCUGACCAAACUUCCUGUUCUUGGGGACAACUGCAGCACACGGAUUGCGUAUCUCACCUCCCUUCUCGAAGUGACAGUAGCCAAUCCUGUUGAAGGAGAGCUACCCAUCACUGUUUCUGUUGACGUGGAGCCCAACUUCUUAGCUAUUGGUCUUUAUCAUCUAGCUGUGGGGAUGAACAAUCGGGCCUGGUUCUAUGCACUUGGAGAGGGCUAUGUGAAAAAAUUGAAAGACGUUGAAUAUCUGGGAACAGUCGCUAAAAUGUGCCUUCAUUCUGACUAUGCUGCUGUACUUUUUGAGGGCAAAAUACAGUUACAUAUGAUAGAAAGUGAGAUUUUAGAAGCCGAAGAAGAACGUGAGACUCGACUUUUUCCAGAGGUGGAUGACAGAUGUCGAAUUUUGUGCCAUGCUUUAACUGGAGAUUUCCUGAUUUAUGGCACAGAUACUGGUGUUAUUAGGUAUUUCUUUAUUGAAGAUUGGCAAUAUGUGAAUGAAUAUCGACAUCCUGUCAGUGUGAAAAAAGUUUUUCCUGAUCCUAAUGGGACAAAAUUGGUAUUCAUUGAUGAAAAAAGUGAAGGAUUUGUCUACUGUCCUGUUAAUGAUAUCAGCUAUGAAAUUCCAAAUUUCCCACCAACUAUUAAAGGUAUUCUUUGGGAAAACUGGCCUUUGGAUAAAGGUGUAUUUAUUGCCUAUGAUGAUGACAAGGUGUAUACAUUUGUCUUUCAUAAGGAUACUAUACAAGGUUCCAAAGUAAUUUUGGCAGGUGGUACCAAAGUUCCAUUUUCUCAUAAACCAUUGCUGUUAUAUAAUGGAGAAUUAACGUGCCAGACACAGAGUGGAAAAACCAACAAUAUCUAUCUCACCACCCAUAACUUCCUUGGCAGUUUAAAAGACCCUGAGCCCAGUGAACUGAAACAAAUGCUGACACAGGCUUUAAUGCUGAAAAGAUUUUCUGAUGCAUGGGAAUUGUGCAAAAUCCUCAAUGAUCAAGAUACUUGGAAUGAACUUGCCAGAGCCUGCCUACAUCACAUGGAGGUGGAGUUUGCCAUCCGAGUUUAUCGGACAAUUGGAAAUGUUGGAAUGGUGAUGUCUCUAGAACAAGUAAAGGGAAUAGAAGAUCAUAACCUUCUGGCGGGACAUCUUGCCAUGUUUUCAAAUAAUUUCAGUCUGGCUCAGGAUCUUUAUUUGUCAUCUAUCUAUCCUUUUGCUGCACUGGAGAUGAGACAAGAUUUGCAACAUUGGGACAGUGCACUACAGCUUGCUAAACGUCUUGCUCCGGAACAAAUCCCAUUCAUAUCAAAGGAGUAUGCUGUUCAGCUUGAGUUCACGGGUGAUUAUGUAAAUGCUUUGGCUCAUUAUGAGAAAGGAAUAACAGGUGAUGAUAAGCACCUAGAACAUGAUGAGGCCUGUCUAGCUGGAGUGGCUCAAAUGUCUAUUAGAAUGGGGGAUAUUCGCCGUGGAGUUAACCAAGCCGUCAAACAUCCAAGUCGACUCCUGAAAAGGGAUUGUGGUGCUAUUCUGGAAAAUAUGAAGCAAUUCUCAGAAGCAGCCCAACUGUACGAAAAAGGGCAGUACUAUGACAAAGCAGCAUCUGUUUAUAUUCGCUGUAAAAACUGGGCAAAAGUUGGUGAGCUUCUGCCUAACGUUUCUUCUCCUAAGAUCCAUCUACAGUAUGCCAAAGCUAAAGAAGCAGAUGGAAGAUAUAAAGAAGCUGUUGUUGCUUAUGAAAAUGCAAAACAAUGGAACAGUGUAAUCCGAAUCUAUUUGGAUCACCUUAAUAAUCCCGAAAAGGCUGUCCAAAUUGUCAGAGAAACCCAGUCUCUCGAUGGAGCCAAAAUGGUAGCCAGAUUCUUUCUUCAGUUGGGUGACUAUGGCUCUGCUAUCCAGUUUCUUGUUAUGUCCAAAUGUAAUCAUGAGGCUUUUACCCUAGCCCAGCAGCACAAUCAGAUGGAGAUCUAUGCAGACAUCAUUGGUUCUGCAGACACUAGUAACGAAGACUAUCAGAGCAUCGCAGUAUACUUUGAAGGAGAAAAGAAGCAUCUUCAAGCUGGAAAAUUCUUCUUCUUAUGUGGCCAAUAUGCACGGGCACUUAAACAAUUCUUGAAAUGCCCCAACACAGAAGAUAAUACAGCAAUAGAAAUGGCAAUCGAAACAGUUGGGCAUGCUAAGGAUGAAGUUUUAACUAAUCAGCUAAUUGAUCAUCUCUUGGGUGAGAAUGAUGGUAUGCCUAAGGAUGCCAAAUAUCUUUUCCGCUUGUACAUGGCUCUGAAACAAUACAGAGAAGCUGCUAGGACUGCUAUUAUAAUUGCCAGAGAAGAGCAAUCAGCAGGAAACUAUCGAAAUGCCCACGAUGUUCUCUUCAGCAUGUAUGCAGAGUUAAAAACCCAGAAAAUCCAGAUUCCUUCCGAGAUGGCUACGAAUCUCAUGAUUCUGCACAGCUACAUUUUAGUGAAGAUUCAUGUUAAAAGUGGAGAUCAUAUGAAGGGAGCCCGAAUGCUUAUUCGAGUGGCCAACAACAUCAGUAAAUUCCCAUCACACAUCGUACCUAUCUUGACUUCUACAGUCAUAGAAUGUCACAGAGCAGGCCUAAAAAACUCUGCUUUCAGUUUCGCUGCUAUGUUGAUGAGACCCGAGUAUCGCAGUAAAAUAGAUAUCAAAUAUAAAAAGAAAAUUGAAGCAAUGGUGAGGCGACCUGACACAUCAGAAAUUGAAGAGGUUUCAACACCAUGUCCAUUUUGUGAAUUCCUGCUCCCUGAAUCUGAACUACUCUGCCCUGGAUGCAAAAAUAAUAUUCCAUAUUGCAUCGCCACCGGUCGGCAUAUGCUAAAAAAUGACUGGACCGUGUGUCCACACUGUGACUUUCCUGCUUUAUACUCAGAAUUCAAAAUCAUGCUCACUACAGAGAACACAUGUCCUAUGUGUUCAGAGAGGUUAACCAGUGAUCAGCUUCAAAAACCAACAGAUUUUACACCACACCCCAGAGGAGAAGUGGAACAAUGAAUAAUGAUACAUCCAGGUACUAAAGUAGUUCAGUCAACCAGUCAACAAGUACACACAGCCCCAGGAUAAAAGAGAGAGAAAUACUUACAGUAGGACAAAUCCAAAGAGUACUCCAGUGAAAGAUGUGUGAGGACUAUCUAGUAAUGAUAUUUUUUCAACAGCUUUCACAUUGAGGAUUAACCUUCAAAAUGAGAAGACAUCUUGAGAUUUAUCUUCUUCAGUAGUGAUGCUAUUAUUUAAAACAUUUUUAGACUUCUUUCUUUUAGAUUGCCAUUUGCCAUUUUAUGAACCAUCCAAGAAAACAGGUCUCUUUUUUCAAAUCAACAAAUGUUUAUUAAGCCCCUGCUAUAUAUACACAAAGUACUACACUAAAGCAUUGAAUUUAUAAAAAAUAAUAAUAAACCUGAUAUUUGCAUAGCACUUUAAUAUUUAUAACUUAUUCAUUGGAUCCUGAUAAGGUAGAAGGUAAACACUGCAGAUUUUUCCCAUUUUAUAGGUGAGGGCUCUGAAGCAGAAAGGUUAAGUGAUUAUGCUAUGGCCACUAAUUCAUCAAUGUCAGAGGUGGGAUUCGAACAGUUUCUCCCGACUCCCAAGCCCAGCCCACACUGAGUGCAAGGGGCCUUGCUGCCAGCCCGUGAGAAACCAACUUCUCUGGGGGAUGCCCAACCCAAGCACAAGCACAGAAGAGCAGGAGAAAAAAAAAUAAAAAAUAAAAAAAAAAAAGAAGAGCAUGAGAGGCAGGCGCCAGUUGAGGCGGGCACCCAUCCUGCCAGCAGCGUCGCCGCUCAGCCCCCAGGAUGCCGAGAGCCUGAGACAACUUCACAGAGUGGGGGCUUGUGUGCUCAUUGAACUGAAACUGAGUUUGCAAUUUGCAGAGUGAACGGAAACUAACCCCCAGCUGCUCAGAACCCUGCACGAUGUAAAUCAGGCCUUCACGGCAUGUGUAUUAAAAAAUGAAAAGCUCUGCCGAUGGAAGCUCUCAAGGGCAGUGACGCAGUUCCCUGAGGUCUUCCUCCAGUGCACAGAGGAAGUACUUAAAAGACAACUUGAUUGACAAAAAUGGCUCAUGACAACACGCACAGAGUUUCCCAAACCCCCUGAAAAUGAGGCUAUUGUAAAAGAUUCAGAAACUGCACCAGAAUAUAGUAGAGCUGAUGUUAAUAUUCAGCAAUCCAAUUCUACAACCAGCAAGUAAUACAGAAACUGCACCAAAGGUUCUUAACAUGCACCUCAGGGAUGUUUUUCCCUUCUAUCUUGUUUUAUAAACAGUAUUUCAAUAGAAUUGGUUUCUUUUUAAGUCUAUGUAGAUCUUAUUUUCUGAAUUUAAAAACAUUCUGAGAAAAUGUCUGAUGCAAAAUAAGGUUAAGAAGCCCUGAACUAAGCCUCAACAUUCCACAUGUAUUUAGUUGGUACUGAAUCGAGUUAGGAAGAUGCCAGUUCUCUUUUAUAGGCACAAUCUCAACUAUAUAAAUAUAUAUAUAUCCAUUUUUUCCUAAUUCUGUGACUUACCUUACCAUGACUAAAGGUCUACAAAACAAAAAGACUAGACAACAACCACCAUUUUGUCAACAAGUGAGGGAGAGGGGAGUUUCAUUUCCCCCAAUCCCAGCACACUUUUUUUUAUAUUAAUAUAUAGUAAUACUUUCUUCAUAAGGAAGUUAGAGGAAAUAGAUCCAGACCAGAUUGAAUUAGCACAAAUUAUGAAUCUGUGAUACUCAAAACAAUUUUUUAAAUUAUUCUUGAAAGAAAAAAAGUCAUUCUUUCUUGAAGUCUCCUUAUUCAAGAAGCAGCUACCCCAAGGAAUGUUAGCUUCCUUAAAAGUAAUAAUAAUUUCUGUUGUACUUCAGUGAUUCACUGAAAAAUGCAACUUAUCAGCUCUUAAAAGCAAGCUGUUUUCAACUCCAUCCCAACUUAAUAUCAAUUGUCACUCAAUAUUUUUCAUUCCUUUUAUCAAUUCUUUGUACCUUAAAGAUGUAUUUUACCUGUCUUUUUUUAAUAAAAAAGGUUCAUUCAGUA
Messenger RNA from Antechinus flavipes (yellow-footed antechinus), 6048 nucleotides. RefSeq names its product WD repeat domain 19 (gene WDR19). Gene Ontology annotation, biological process: cilium assembly; intraciliary retrograde transport. Bases 175 to 4032 code for a protein of 1285 amino acids. Gene Ontology annotation, cellular component: cilium; intraciliary transport particle A. The record is from RefSeq and is a predicted model, not a curated record. Gene Ontology annotation, molecular function: protein binding. The transcript has 36 exons. NCBI's taxonomy places the organism in Eukaryota, Metazoa, Chordata, Mammalia, Dasyuromorphia, Dasyuridae.